UCGCAAUGUCCCGGUCUACCUCACCUCGCACCGGGGACCAUACCGGGAUCCCUACACCUCAAUCGGACCCUCAGGCUGCUCCAGGCACACGCAUAGCGAGAAACAACUUUGAGCGCGCUCUGCUCAAGUUACCUCAAAAGUACAUUCCCGACUCGGCUUUCGCGAGCGAUGCAGAGCUGGACAGGAUCAACCGUGUCUCGGGCAUCCCAGAGGACCAGCUUGCUGCUGCUCGCAAACAUUACCAUGAACAAUGCGACAUUAUGUUCCCGACUCAAACCAUCCGGACUAUGGGGUUCAAACCCAGUAAGGGCGAGCGUGUCCGCCUCUUUGAGAUUCCCGACAGUGAUUUGUCGAUUCGCCUUUGGGACGGCGGGCUCGAAGCGCAAGGCCAAUACUUCCUCGACUUCAUUAACACUCAAUCCGGUCUCGCUCAAAACAGUCCUCACGACUGGGUCCUCUAUUCUCAAUACCCCGACAAUGGGCCUUUCUACAACGACCGGCUCAAGUCGUGGGAGGAGGCGUGGGGGUUCUCUAAAGAAAAAAUUCUCCCCGGAGAGGAGAAGUUCAGUAUCGGGCAGGGUGCAUGGUGUGGCUUGGAGCGUCCUGGUGUAGACGAAGUAUUCUGGUUCGCGAUCCCGGGGAGGCGGCUUCCCCAUGCUACCACUGGCCCCCGCGUCAUGGUUGAUCAAGGGAAGGAAGGCGUAGCGCAGGGAUGAACCUGUUUGAUGGUCAUUGUCAUUGUUUUGUAUUCGUUCUCGUUGCUAUCGUAUCCAAG
This is a messenger RNA of Stereum hirsutum FP-91666 SS1, 775 nucleotides long. RefSeq lists its product as uncharacterized. Bases 6 to 716 code for a protein of 236 amino acids. The transcript is spliced from 3 exons. NCBI's taxonomy places the organism in Eukaryota, Fungi, Basidiomycota, Agaricomycetes, Russulales, Stereaceae. The record is from RefSeq and is a predicted model, not a curated record.